Molecule: messenger RNA, 1882 nt
Organism: Capsella rubella
Lineage: Eukaryota; Viridiplantae; Streptophyta; Magnoliopsida; Brassicales; Brassicaceae
Product: protein EMSY-LIKE 4
Exons: 10
Coding region: 332-1618 (428 amino acids)
Biological process (GO): defense response to fungus
Cellular component (GO): nucleus
Source: RefSeq, a predicted model, not a curated record
UUUUUUAUUUUAUGGUUUGUUUUUUUGGGUCUGUGUUCUUAUUUUGGCAAAUAAUGAGCUUUCGGCAAAUCUGUAAUAUAAGCUGAAUCACACUUCUUAGUUGAGCUCUGAUUUGUUGCCGAACCUUCUAAUUGAUCUUUUCUUUUUCCUCACAACUCUACAAAGUACGAAAUUGAGCUCAACCAUAUCAAAAUCGAGUCUUUUUUUUUUCUUUUUCUUCUAGUCAAAUUGAAAUCAACCUCGAAUUUGUGCUUUUUGUCCUUUGAUUCUUCCGUCUUUGCAAUAUCAUCUUCGAGAUUAGUCUCUCCAACAGGAUAUCGAAGCUUUCGCGAUGGACUACGAAGCGUUUGAUAGCAGUGGAACCGAUGAUGAUCUGCCACCGUCGCAUAGGGUUCCAAGAGGAGGAGGAGGAGGACGUGUGCCUCUUAAUGGACGACCUUCCAAUCUUCCUCCAUCUUAUCCAAAAAUGUAUGACGAUGUUGCUGCUGAUAUGGAAGCUCAGAUUCACCAGUUUGAGAAAGAAGCAUACAUCUCUAUUCUAAGAGCCCUUCAAGCUCAAGGCGAUGCUAUUUCAUGGGAAAAAGAGAGUCUAAUAACUGAACUACGUAAAGAGUUGCGUUUAUCGAAUGAGGAGCAUAGAGAGCUACUAGGUCGUGUUAACGCAGAUGAUACAAUACGAAGGAUAAGGGAAUGGAGACAAUCUGGAGGAAUGCAACCAAGUGUGCGCAAUGCUGCUCAAUUGGUUCAUGAUACCUUGCCAAGCCCUUCUGUUUCAGCUUCUAUGAAGAAGCACAAACCAAACCAGCCUAUUCCUUCUCAACCAUUUGCCAGUCCAUCACCUUCUUUUCAUCCUCAAGCUGAUCCCACUCACCAGUUUGCUUCAUCGGCAGCCAAACGAGGAUCUGUUCCUAUUGUCAAGGGCAAAAAGCAUAAACCAGUUAAUCCUGGUUCGUCUUCUACAAAACCCGUCUCAUACCAUCCUUCAGAUCAACCUCCACGAGGACAAGUCAUGAACAGAUUACCAUCUGUUCCUACUAGUUCAAGUGAACCAACAAACGGAACCGAGCCUGAAUCUUUUAUAGGAAGAAGAGUUAAAACAAAGUGGCCGGAAGACAAUACAUUUUACGAGGCUGUCAUCACCAUGUAUAAUCCACUUGAGGGUCGUCAUGCUUUAGUUUAUGACAGUGGAACACUUAAUGAGACAUGGGAAUGGGUUAAUCUCUCAGAGAUAUCUCCUGGGGAUAUAGAGUGGGUAGGAGAGGACCCUGGGACUGGUAAUAGAUAUGGUAAUAACAGACAAGGUCAUGGACUGAAUAGAACUACUGUACCCAACAGUGUUACACAAGGAGGAAGCGGCUUGGGGAAGAACACUAUCAGAAAGGAUUUCAGAACAUCACAAAAUGGAACUGGGAAGAAGAAACAUCUCGAUAUACGAAUCCGUCAAACAAAUGUCCUUGUCAGAGAGGUGGAGAGAGUUCUUGGUGCACACAAUCCCGAUCCUCAAGAAGUUGAAAGGGCUAAGAGAAUUUUGGAGGAGCAAGAGCAUGCACUUGUUGGUGCCAUCGCCAAACUUGGAGAUAUUUCCGAUGGAGAAAACGAAGGUGCCUUUCGCCUGUAGCUUAUGUUUGAAUCAUGCAAUUUCACCAAGGCACAGUGCAAUGCAAGGUCCAUGGAGGAGCUGGUGAAGAAGAGAUCGAAUGUCAGAGUCUCAACUUCUUUGAUGCUACCUUUUUUUGGGUAUCUGACUGUAAUUUUUUCUGAUACUAGAGAUUAGCUCUACCCGGAUCUCAGUUUUGUUGGAUAUGGGUUCGGUAUCUGAGCGGUGUAGCUCUAGCUUUUGUAGGGACUCAAAUGGUGGAAAUGAGAAAAAAUAUAAUGAACA